CUGCUAACCUACAUUUGAACAGUUUGAUAAAAGCGCUCCGAGCUUUGAGACGUCGCAAAUGUCACAAAUUUCGGCCACGUGCUAGGAAGUGGUGUUUUUUUGCUUAAAUAGACCUUCACAGAUGUGAUGGAAAAAUGAACGCGACAUCUCCGAAAUCAUCACUGGCCAAACUCGGCCUUUACCCUCGACCUAAAACUUUGAAAGUCAUGGUUUUAGGACAAAGCGGUGUCGGAAAAUCAGCGAUGGUUGUGCGAUUUAUUACUAAAAGAUACAUAGGAGAGUACGAUCCAACUCUGGAAAAAGUUUACGCUUUUCACACUGUGAUUGACAACGAAAUGGUUUAUUUUGAUAUCCUUGAUACGGCAGGACAACCACAUGAAAGCGAAUGCUUGGCUUUGGAAGCGAACAUUCGUUGGGCCGAAGCGUUCAUUCUGAUGUACUCCGUGACCGACAAAUGCUCCUUCGACGAAUGCUACCGUCUCAAAUUCCUCAUUAACUAUAACAAACGACGCCGUCGUCUCGGCGGCACUUCCAAAGACCCCAUUCUCGACGUCCCUGUCGUCCUCGUCGGUAACAAAAUCGACCAAAUGGAAGACCGCAUGGUCACUCUCGAAGAAGGCCAACGCCGUAGCAAAGAAAUCGGCUGUGUUUGCUUCCACGAGAUUUCCGUCCAGGAAAGCAUCGACCAAGUGUGGUCGGUUUUCCGGGACGUUUGCCGCUUUUGGCGCGUACAGAAUAAAAAUCCCAAGAUGAGGAGAAGUGGGAGCGAAAAGGAGCCGAUGAGUCCUGAUAGCGUUAAGUUACUUUGUUCGGCGGCGGUAUCUCCCAGUGGGCUUAUACCCAAUUGUAGGAUUGGGAUGUUCAGUCGGAGGUGGACGGAAGUGGAGUUGGAGGAGGAGGAUGAGGAUGAAAGUAAAGAGAGCAAUGCAAGUAGUCCCGGAGAAAAUAUUCCGUUUAGGGAGAGGGCAUCGACGGAUGGACAUCUACAGCAGAGACCGUGGAGGUGGAGGUAUCCUCCUAUUGGGUCAGGAGGAUCGCAGGAUUUAAGUGCCAGAGCUGAGAGGAGGAUGAGCAUUUCUAUGAGAGGGAAUAACGCCAGCUAUUAAGCAGAAAUUCUGCUUUAUUGAAUGAUGCAGUUAGGAUUUUUCAGACAUUUUAACAUCAGUUUUAAAAUGUACUUCUGAAUUGAGAUAUUGACUAUGAAAGUCUUAGGUGCAACACGUUGUACUUAUAUUUAUUUUGGAAUUAAAACGACAAUAAGAGCUGGCGAAUUUAAGGAUAAAGCACUGAUUUAUCAACUAACUAAUGACCACAUUUGCUGUGAUUUAAUGUUCGUCGUAACAUAAUCAAACAAAAUGUAUAUGUAAAAAUAUUUAUUCUAUAUUAAUGUUUUAUGAAUUCGUAUCCAAUAUUCAUUCCAUUGUGAUGUUUUAAGGUGUUAUAAUAAAGAUAAAUA
Molecule: messenger RNA, 1456 nt
Organism: Tribolium madens (black flour beetle)
Lineage: Eukaryota; Metazoa; Arthropoda; Insecta; Coleoptera; Tenebrionidae
Product: ras-like protein 3
Exons: 4
Coding region: 135-1106 (323 amino acids)
Molecular function (GO): GTPase activity; GTP binding
Source: RefSeq, a predicted model, not a curated record